Alosa sapidissima (American shad) is the source of this 1492-nucleotide messenger RNA. RefSeq names its product tyrosine-protein phosphatase non-receptor type substrate 1-like. NCBI's taxonomy places the organism in Eukaryota, Metazoa, Chordata, Actinopteri, Clupeiformes, Clupeidae. The transcript is spliced from 5 exons. Bases 1 to 888 code for a protein of 295 amino acids. The record is from RefSeq and is a predicted model, not a curated record.
AUGGCAGCCCCUGGGCAGAGGGUGAGACUGCGCUGCAGCAUCGAGCAUAAGGACGGUAACUAUGGUGUGCCCUGGUCUCGCUCGUCCAGCCUCCAAGAUACACGGAACAGGAGGAAUAUCACCCUCCCAGACCCCACACACAAGUUCCAGCGGGACCAGGACAAGACCUCUCUGGUCAUCACAGCCGUGGAGGUAGAGGACAGUGGCUUUUAUUACUGUCAGGUCAAAACACUGUCGGGGUUGGACGAUGAAGAGGGCAGCGGAACACAGCUCAUGGUUCAUGUGCCCCCUAGUGUUCCUGUCGUGCUCCUGCAGGUGCUGCCUGCCCAGGGCUCUGGGCAGUGGAGCCUGCUGUGUGUGACCGGGGGCUUCACCCCAGCGCCCUUCAGCCUCCACUGGACACGGACUCCAACGGGAGGUCUGACGGAGCCCGUCGGGCCGGAUUGUUCCUGGAAUGCCAACGAACCAGAGGUCAAAAGGUCAGACAACAUCAGCACACACUCCCCAGACCGGCAUGUCCCCUUGCACCUGUGGCCGAGCCGCGGUCAGUGCCUGCGUUUGCCGGACGGCUCUGUUUGGUUCAGACAGCUGGUCAGCGUGCUGCAGCUGCCACCUCGAGAGUCGCAGAGUGAUGAUGUCAUCUAUACGUGCGCGGUGAGCGGGCACCCGGCUCUCACUGCUGCCCUUUCUACAUCCUUCACGUGGGAGGCCCGUCCUGACAUGAUCAUUGGUCACCUGAAUGUUCUGAAGAUGGCCAUCCUCUCGGGGAUGCUGUUGGUCCUUAUGGUCUCAGGAAUGGGAUGUAUGUGCAUCAAUAAAAGAAAAACAGAUCAACCCCUGCACAAUGAUAUAACACACAGAGAGCACGGGGAAAGACGUCGCCUCUGAUCAAACUUGAGGAUCACAGACAAUCUUCCACAAGAAAUCAAAUAUUCUUUUGUUCAGACCUUGCCCAGCUUCAACAUUUUACAUGCUAAAACAACACAAGAUAAAUAAUCCUGUUUAUAUGUUGCUAGCUGCCUCAAAUCUGUACACAUACGGUUUUCCUUUUCAUUUCAAAUGUGGCAAAUCUGUACACAUACGCGUUUCCUAUUCAUUUCAAAUGUGGCAUGUUAUCAAUGUCUUUUUGAACAUGUACCUUGAUCCAUCCUAGUGUCAAUAUUUUCUUUCCCAGGUGUAUUGAUAUUGGUAUUGGUAUCAUUAGUGCUGUUAAAUGAUUUUCCUUGUGACAACAGCCUACGUGGCAGAUGUGUUUGAUUAGAGGCUAUCUGAAGACAACAGCCUACGUGGCAGAUGUGUUUGAAGAUCUGAAGACGUGCUUCUCACAUGGAAGAUGACCGGUUCAUUGUGUCCACUGUGCCAGUGCUUGUUUUCUUCCCGUCUCGAAACGUGCUUUUAAUUAUAAACACCGGCCUACAACUACUAUCACUCUCUAAACAUUUGAUCAGUAUAUGAGUCACAUGUUUAUCUCCAGCCUUGUCUUUGACUAAGC